Messenger RNA from Verticillium alfalfae VaMs.102, 1137 nucleotides. RefSeq names its product alpha-ketoglutarate-dependent sulfonate dioxygenase. Lineage: Eukaryota; Fungi; Ascomycota; Sordariomycetes; Glomerellales; Plectosphaerellaceae. The record is from RefSeq and is a predicted model, not a curated record. The transcript is spliced from 3 exons. Bases 1 to 1137 code for a protein of 378 amino acids. Gene Ontology annotation, molecular function: 2-oxoglutarate-dependent dioxygenase activity. Gene Ontology annotation, cellular component: cytoplasm.
AUGGCCCCCUCCGCAACAGAGACGGUCACGGCGGAGCCCCUGACCCAGCGCUUCCGGCUCAACGCCUCGGCGACGGGUCCCUACAAGGAGCUGUCCCCGACCAACUACCAGAAGGAGACGGAGACCAAGGGCGGCGACGGCUUCGAGGCGGCCAAGUACCCCCACUACCUGCCGACGUGGAACCCCGAGCAAAAGUACCCCCCACUGACGCCCUUCGAGCACAAGGAGCACGGUAAGGACGCCGACCCCAGCUUCCCGAACCUGCUGCCGACGGGCACCCAAGUCAACCACCUGACACCGACGAUCGGCUCCGAGGUCAAGGGCAUCCAGCUGAGCAGCCUGACGCCCGCCGGCCGCGACGAGCUCGCCCUCUUCGUCGCCCAGCGCAAGGUCGUCGCCUUCCGCGCCCAGGAUUUUGCCGACCUGCCCAUCGGCGAGGCCCUCGAUUUCGGCGGCUACUUUGGCCGCCACCACAUCCACCCCACCUCUGGCUCGCCCGAGGGGUUCCCCGAGGUCCACCUCGUGCACCGCGGAGCCAACGACAGGUCGGCCGAGAGCUUCUUCGCGACGCGCACGUCGAGCGUCGCCUGGCACUCGGACGUCUCGUACGAGCAGCAGCCGCCCGGCACCACCUUCCUCUACAUCCUCGACGUGCCGGCCGUCGGCGGCGACACGCUCUUCGCCGAUGGCGUCGAGGCCUACAGGCGGCUGAGCCCGCUGUUCAGGGAGAGGCUGCACGGGCUCAAGGCCGUGCACUCUGGGUUCGAGCAGGUCGAGGCCUCCGUCCGUAAGGGCAGCAUCAAGAGGAGGGAGCCCGUCGCCAACGAGCACCCCAUUGUCAGGACACACCCUGCGACCGGGGAGAAGGCCAUCUACGUCAACCCGCAGUUCACCCGCGAUAUCGUCGGCCUCAAGAAGGAGGAGUCUGAUGCGCUGCUCAAGUUUCUCUACGAACAUAUCGCGUGGAGCGCGGACAUUCAGGCGCGCGUCAAGUGGGAGGCCGGCACUGUUGUCGUGUGGGACAACCGUGUGACCCAGCACUCUGCUCUCGUGGACUGGAAGGACGGCGACCGCAGGCAUCUAGCGCGCAUCACGCCCCAGGCCGAGCGACCGUUUGAAACUCCCUACGCGGCGUGA